Molecule: messenger RNA, 642 nt
Organism: Enterobius vermicularis (human pinworm)
Lineage: Eukaryota; Metazoa; Nematoda; Chromadorea; Rhabditida; Oxyuridae
Source: the annotation of a GenBank genome assembly
AUGCCAAUGUCAGCACGUAAAAUGGCGAAACCUGAUAGCUUUAAAACGGUGAUGUGUAAAGGGUGGCUUGAAAUGGGUGGUUGCGGAUUUGGACAAAAUUGUCGGUUUGCACAUGGCGAAGAAGAACUUCGUCCAACAAAAAUUCCAAUAGAUAAUCCGAAGUAUAAGACAAAACUCUGCGAUAAAUAUACGAGAACCGGCGUUUGUCCAUACGGUGACAGAUGUUUGUUCAUACAUCCGGAAAGCGCGAAUUCAAACGGCGGUCCAACGAAUCCGUAUAUUCAUCCAGAUCGUAUGAUGCAAAUUCUGAAAGAAAGAGCUGUUUCUGCCAUUAACAUAAAACGAAAUCAUGAUGAUACCGUAGCGUCGAAAAGCAUAACAUCAAUGAGGCAGUUACAAGAGGAUUCUGAACGGUUGCGUACAUUAUCGGAUAUCACGAAUAAUUCUUUUGGUGCAUUGACCUUAAUUUCCACUGCAAAUACUAUGUUUAACAGUCCAAAAGUAAGUCCGGAUUCCGGAACAGGAUUUGAUGGUGAUUCAGGUUGGGGUAUACCGACACAAAUUGCGGAUCCAUUUGAUUUUGCUAUUGAAAGCGAUAAUAUCGCUCGUUCGCUAGCAAUUGAAUUUGCAAAGCCAUUUUAG